AAUUCUACUUAGUUAAGUACACUAAAUUAACUAGUACAUAAUAUAUUUAUAAACUAAUAAAUCUUAUGUGUAAUUAAGUAUUCUAAAUUCACCAAAUUUAUAAUGUAUCUCCUCAUCUGUUUUAGUAAUAAAGCGCUGCAGCUUCUUCUGUGUUCUUCAAAACUUCAAACCAUCAUGAACCGCUUCUCCUCCUUCCUCCUUUCUGUCAUCAUCUUUCACUGCCUGAAACUCUCCUCGGCCGCUUGCCAUGUUGACGAUGAAGCGGGUCUCUUGGGUUUCAAAUCGGGAAUAACUCAAGAUCCAUCGGGCAUGCUCAGCUCCUGGAAGAAAGGAACCGAUUGCUGCACUUGGGAAGGCGUCCGUUGCCUUGAUGGUAAACGGGUCAACGCCGUUACUCUUUUCGGACAACCCGAACCGAAUAGCUUUUUGUCCGGAACAAUCUCGCCGUCGUUAGCUAAAGUCCGAAAUCUCGACGGCAUUUACCUCCAGAACUUGCGAAACAUCUCCGGCAACUUUCCGGCUCUUCUUUUCCAGCUGCCUAAGCUCUUGUUCGUCUACAUCGAGAACAACAAGCUUUCGGGUCCCCUACCCGGAAACAUUGGUAACUUGACGAAACUAGCCUCACUGAGUCUGCCCGGAAACCGGUUCACUGGGCCGAUACCAGAUUCAAUCUCCCAGUUGACCGAGUUGACUCAGCUGAAUCUCGGCAGAAAUCUCCUCACCGGCAAGAUACCGGUAGGAAUUAGGCAACUCAAGAAACUUGGAGUUUUUAUGCUUGACCACAAUCGCCUCACCGGUACUAUACCCGAUUUUUUUAACUCGUUCACCGAGCUCAGAACUCUCGUACUGUCACACAAUGAAUUUAUAGGGAAUAUUCCGGGAUCAAUAGCAUCACUGGCACCGACACUGGUUUAUCUUGAGCUGGGUCACAAUGUAUUAACGGGUCGGAUCCCGGAUUACAUUGGCAAAUUCAAGGCGCUCGACACUUUAGAUCUUUCCAGCAACCGAUUCGCAGGAGUGGUGCCGAAAAGUCUCGCGAAUCUGACCAAAAUCUUCAAUCUCCAUCUCUCUCGAAAUUUUCUCGUCGAUCCAUUUCCGGCAUUGAACGUGAAAGGCAUCGAGUCGCUUGAUUUAUCGUACAACCAGUUUCAUCUGAAGGAAAUACCCAAAUGGGUCACUUCAUCGCCGAUCAUCUUCUCCCUCAAGCUCGCCAAGUGUGGGAUCAAGAUGAACUUAUCCAAGUGGAAGCCAGCAGAGACUUAUUUUUACGAUUUCAUCGAUUUGUCGGAGAACGAAAUAUCAGGUAGCCCUGUUUCUUUGCUGAACCGGACUGAUUACCUGCUAGAAUUCUCGGCUUCUGGGAACAAGUUGAAUUUUAAUUUGGGAAGCUUAAGGAUCCCGAAGACGAUGAAAUCCUUGGAUUUGUCACGAAAUUCGGUGAUUGGCAAAGUUCCAAAUGCCGUUUCGGGAUUGGAAAAGUUGAAUGUUAGCUACAAUCAUCUUUGCGGUAAGCUCCCGGCAACUAAGUUCCCGGCGAGUGCGUUUGUGGGUAAUGAUUGUCUGUGUGGGGUUCCAUUACCGCCAUGCAAGACCAAAUCCUAGUAUCUUAAAACCGCCAUGGCAAAAUAUACAUCGCGAUAAUCAAAACAUAAAUAUUCCACUGUGUUAGAUCUUUUUAAUAUUGUUUAAUAAAGCAACUUAUUUUUAAUCUA
Messenger RNA from Carica papaya (papaya), 1712 nucleotides. RefSeq lists its product as uncharacterized. Lineage: Eukaryota; Viridiplantae; Streptophyta; Magnoliopsida; Brassicales; Caricaceae. Gene Ontology annotation, molecular function: protein binding. The record is from RefSeq and is a predicted model, not a curated record.